Eptesicus fuscus (big brown bat) is the source of this 1706-nucleotide messenger RNA. It is a transcript of the gene HSD11B2, whose product is annotated as hydroxysteroid 11-beta dehydrogenase 2. The record is from RefSeq and is a predicted model, not a curated record. NCBI's taxonomy places the organism in Eukaryota, Metazoa, Chordata, Mammalia, Chiroptera, Vespertilionidae.
AUGGAGCGUUGGCCUUGGCCGUCGGGCGGUGCUUGGCUGCUCGUAGCUGCCCGUGCGCUGCUGCAGCUACUGCGCGCAGACCUGCGUCUGGGCCGCCCGCUGUUGGCGGCGCUGGCGCUCUUGGCCGCGCUCGACUGGCUGUGCCAGCGCCUGCUGCCCCCGCUGGCUGCACUCGCCGUGCUGGCCGCUGCCGGCUGGAUCGCAUUGUCCUGCCUGGCGCGCCCGCCACGCCUGCCUGUGGCCACUCGCGCGGUGCUCAUCACCGGCUGUGACUCUGGUUUUGGCAAGGAGGCGGCCAAGAAGCUAGAUGCCAUGGGCUUCAAGGUGCUGGCCACUGUGUUGGACUUGGAUAGCCCCGGCGCCCUAGAGCUGCGUGCCUGCUGUUCCCCUCACCUAAGGCUGCUGCAGAUGGACCUGACCAAGCCAGGUGACAUUAGCCGUGCACUGGAGUUCACCAAGGCCCAUACCACCAGCACAGGCUUGUGGGGCCUGGUCAACAAUGCAGGCCUCAAUGCUAUAGUGGCCGAUGCGGAGCUGUCUCCACUGGCCACGUUCCGCAACUGCAUGGAGGUGAACUUCUUUGGCACACUGCAGCUCACCAAGGGCCUCUUGCCACUUUUGCGCCGUUCCAGGGGUCGUAUUGUGACCCUGGGCAGCCCGGCAGGAGACAUGCCGUAUCCAUGCUUGGGGGCCUAUGGGACUUCCAAAGCGGCUGUGGUGCUGCUCAUGGACACAUUCAACUGUGAACUUCUGCCCUGGGGGGUCAAGGUCAGCGUCAUCCAGCCUGGCUGCUUCAAGACAGAGUCAGUGAAAAAUGUGAGCAACUGGGAGCGGCGCAAACGGCUGCUGCUGAGCAGCCUGCCCCAAGAGCUGCUGCAGGCCUAUGGCGAGGACUACAUCGAGCAUGCGCACGGGCAGUUCCUGAAUUCACUGAGCCUGGCACUGCCUGACCUCAGCCCGGUUGUAGAUGCCAUCAUCGAUGCGCUGCUGGCAGCUCAGCCGCAAAGCCGCUAUUACCCGGGCCGUGGCGUGGGACUCAUGUACUUCAUCCACUACUACCUGCCCGAGGGCUGCGGCGCCGCUUCCUGCAAGCCUUCUUCAUCAGCCCCUGCCUGCCAAGUGCACUGCGGCCUGGCAAGCCUGGCUCUACCCCCACCCAGGAUGCUGCCCAAGUCCCAGACCCAAACCCAGGCCCUUCCCCCACGGUGGCCCAAUGAGCAGUGUGCAUCUCUGGUCUCGGCUAUUCCAGCAGAGGAUGUCCCAUGAGCCCUGGGGCCUCCCCUGGGCAUUGUGACCUGAGUCUGUCCUAGAGCCUGGCCUAAAGGACCCUAGCCUCACCCACUGCUGAUACCCCAGGUCAGGCCUGGUGAGGCUAAGGCCUCUCUACUGCUUCAUGAGCCCAAACGGGGGCACACGGCUCACCCUGCAGCUUGGAGAACCCAGCUGGAUGGGGAGUUCAGUGCAAGACGUAGCUGUAGCCUUUGACAGGUUCCCAUAGUCAGUGCCUCUGCAAACUAAGUGACAGGGUAGGUUGGGGACCCCCUCAGGUUAUUUCUCAGCACUACUGCCUCAGUGCUGCGAUUCAAAGGGUAAAUCCCAACUGUUUCUUGACUGGCUCAAGAAUUAGGGCCCUGACCACCCACCCCAAGCCCCCAAGACACAGGGAGGCUGCACACCCUACUUGCCUGAUUGCCAUUUUUAAAUAA